Molecule: messenger RNA, 165 nt
Organism: Gongylonema pulchrum
Lineage: Eukaryota; Metazoa; Nematoda; Chromadorea; Rhabditida; Gongylonematidae
Source: the annotation of a GenBank genome assembly
CGCGUAUGGAUUGAUAUGAUGAAGACUAUUCGAUCGCCUCAACUGGCACUGGCUGCGCACAAGUAUAUCAUGAACACGUUAUUCUGUGUUCUGGAGGCCGAUCAGCAGCUCGCUGGCGCCGAUCCCAGUCCAGCUCACGUUCACAUCCGAGACAGUGCCCUCUGA